UUUUUUUUUGUACUAUGAAUUUUUUUGUUUGUUUGUGCACUAGUUUACCUUUAAGCACCAAAUAUAUAAUAAUGAAUACAUAUGAAGAAUUAUCAUAAAUGACAGAUAAGUUAGGUAUACUCGAUGAAUUGGACGAUUCUAUCGAAACAGUCAUACCGAAAUUUAAAAAGAAAACUCCUAAAGUUAAGAGUGUAAAUGUUCAUAGAUUGACAUUUCGUGAUGAUGAUCAAGAUGAAGAAGACAAUAAUUUAAUAAUACCGUCUAAACAAUCCGGAGGAUUUAAAAGUAGAAACCCAUUUAAAACAGUUCAAUCUAGUAGUUUUCGUAAUAAUAAAUUUAAAACUAAUGUAAAGAAUGACUCAGAUGAAAUACUUGAAUUAGAUGAUGAUCCAGAAAAUGAUCCUGUCAUUGAAAAUAUCCAUGAUUUGGGUGAAGACUUUAAAUUACGACCUCAUGAAGAAAGUAUAAGUUCACCAUCACCAAUUAUACCAGAAAAGAAAUAUGUACCAAUAGAAACAAAUAAGUUUUCUAUUAAAAUAUCAAAACAGGAAUUACAAAAUGAGUAUAGAGAUGAACAUUCUCUAGAUUUUAAUGAAGAAGAUGAACCAAAAGGUCAAGUUUAUGAUGAUAGUGAUACUGAGAUGGCACAAGCACAAUUUAUUGAUGAUGCUCCAUUAAAAAUUAAAAAGGCUGAGGUUUCAGAGAAAUAUCAACAAAUAUCAGAUCGAUAUGAUGUAGAAAUAAAAUCAGAUCUGGAUUAUGAUGAAGAUGAUAAUAAUAAUAAUGAAGACUCACCGUUAACUAGUGGUCCUAAGGGCUCAAUAAAAGUUAAAGAGAUUUUACCUAUUGAUGAGCAAAUAGAUGCUUUAAGGCAACGUAUAACUGACUUACAAAUUAAAAAGACAAAUGCCGAAACUAACUUAAACUUAUUAACUAAAAGUCUUGCACAAACUAAACAAGAAAAAGAAAACUUGCAGCAUAAACUUGAUGCUUAUGAAUUGUAACUAUAGUAAAUUAUUUAAAUGCCGUAUAAUAUAUGAUUUUAUUAAUGCUAGUAAUUACUGCAUGUAAGCGUAAAUUUGAGAAUCCCUAACAAAGCGGCGAUCUUCAACCGCGCUUAGCCAUUUUCAA
Molecule: messenger RNA, 1131 nt
Organism: Scheffersomyces amazonensis
Lineage: Eukaryota; Fungi; Ascomycota; Pichiomycetes; Serinales; Debaryomycetaceae
Exons: 1
Coding region: 99-1004 (301 amino acids)
Source: RefSeq, a predicted model, not a curated record